AUGUCGGGGGCCCUGAGCAAGCGCAGCGACCUGGCCAACGACAACCGGUGCCCGGGGCUGAGCCUGGGGCUGGGAGCGCCCCCCGACCCCCGCACCGGCCCCGGGGGGGCCCCGGCCGAGGAGCUGCCCGGCGCCGGGUGGGCGAAGGCCGGGCAGGACCAGAACCGCAACGAGCUCGAGCCGGGGCCGGGGCCCGGGCCGGGCCGGUCCCCCGGGGCGCACGGGGAGUCCCCCGGAGCGCUCGAGCCGGGGGUCCAGGCCCGCAAUGCCCGGAACGCCGCCGGGGACCCACGGGAGGACGAGGAGGAGGAGGACGGGGUCGGGGUCUCUCCACCGGCUCUGGGCACGGAGCGGGGCCUGCGGGAGCCCCCGGGGCGCAGCGCCAGCCACCUCUUCGGGGGACCCGGCCCCGGCAGCGACGAGGACUCGAGCUGGGCCACGCUGAGCCAGGGCAGCCCCGGCAGCUCCCCCGAUGAGCCAGAGUCGCUGUGGCCGUGUGGUGCAGGAGCACACGGGGACCUGCCCCCCGGGUGGCUGCGGGUGCAGGACACCUCAGGCACCUACUACUGGCAUGUCCCCACUGGUACCACUCAGUGGGAGCCCCCCGGCGGGCCCCAUGAGACCCCUUCCGAUGGCAGCACCCCCACCGAGGGGCCCACCCUCUCCUGGACGAGCUUUGCCCCGGCCGAGACCUUCAAUGAUGGGGACUUGUGGAAGGACCCCACAGCUGAGGAGGAGGAAGAGGAGGAGGAAGAGGAAGAUGAGGAGCCAGGAGUGUCAGACCUGGAGAUGCUGUCACCAGGCCCAGGAUCACCAGGAGAGGGCAUGGCCCUGGGUGAGGAGGAUGCGCUGGUCUCCAAGGGUCUCCCGGUUCGCUCUCUGGGCUGGGUGCAGCUGCGGGAGGAGGAGCUGGGUCCCGGCCGCAGCAGCAGCGCUGUCAGCGCCUGCAUCCGGCAGCUCUCGGGGCCUCGUGAUGGUCCUCCCGGCAGCUGGGGGGAGGCACGGGCGCUGCUGCUGCUCGAGGACCGCACGCUGAAGCUCGUGGACCCCCAGGACCGGGCACUGCUGCACGCACAGCCCGUGGGCGGCAUCCGCGUGUGGGGCGUGGGGCGGCACGGCAGCAGGGACUUUGCAUACGUGGCCCGGGACCCCUUGACGCAGGUGCUGAAGUGCCACGUGUUCCGCUGCGAGGGGCCAGCCAGCGCCAUCGCUGCCGGGCUGCACCGGGUCUGUGCCCAGCUGACGGCAGAGCGGCGAAGUGCCCGGGCAGCAGGCAACGGCCUGGGGACAGAGCCCCCCCGGCUGGGGGAGCCUCCCCUGCAGGUGGAGUUCCCAGCCCCCAAGAGUGAGGUGGUUCAGCGCUUCCCCGUGUGUUACCUGGGCUGUGUCCCUGUUGCCAAGCCAGUAGGCAUGGACGUGAUCAACGCGGCACUGGAGGCAGCGCUGGCCCCUGGCUCAGGGGAGCCCCCUGCACCCACCCCCGUGGUGGUCAGUGUGGCCCCCGCCACCCUCACCAUUGCUCACCGCCAGACAGAGGCGGUGCUGUGCGAGUGCCGCGUGCGGUUCCUGUCCUUCAUGGGGGUGGGACGCGACGUCCGCGCCUUCGCCUUCAUCAUGGCCAGCGCCCCCGGCACCUUCCGCUGCCACAUGGUGUGGUGUGAGCCCAACGCCGCGGGGCUCAGCGAGGCGCUGCAGGCCGCCUGCGUGCUCCGCUACCAGAAGUGCCUGGAUGCGCGGCCCCAGGCCUCCAGCUCCUGCCUGCCGGCGCCCCCGGCUGACUCGGUGGCAAGGCGGGUGGGCUCCUCUGUGCGCCGGGGGGUGCAGACCCUCCUGGGGACCCUCAAACCGCGGCGGGGAGGGGCGCAGACCCCCUGA
Messenger RNA from Sturnus vulgaris (Common starling), 1875 nucleotides. NCBI's taxonomy places the organism in Eukaryota, Metazoa, Chordata, Aves, Passeriformes, Sturnidae. The record is from RefSeq and is a predicted model, not a curated record.